GGGGCAACCGGGACAGGAUCGGUGCCCCGACCGGGACUAGAACCCGGUGUGCCGGCGCCGCAAGGCGGAGGAUUAGCCUGUUGAGCCACGGCGCCGGCCAGGAUAAAUAUUUUUUAAGGGAGCAGGUGUUUAGCCUGGAGGUUACAAUGACUGUGUCGCACGUCAGCUCCUGGGUGCAGUUCCUGGCUGACUCCGGCUGGCGCAGAUUCUGCCGAUAGCUCUGGUCUAAGAGGCAGGCGUGGUGACGGCUCGGGUUAUUGGGUUCCUGCCUCCCCUGUGGGGCACCUGGAUGGCUCAGGCCUGGGGGAGUGAACCAGCGAGUAGGGGGCUUGCUCUCCUGCACACCAGCUCGCUCUUGCUCGCUCUCUGCUUCUCAAAUAAAAACUUCAGAUCGGUAUUUCUCAUGAUCUUACCAUUUUUUAAUUCUGAAGCCUUAGGAAGAGUAAAGCAUCACGUAAGUGUCAAGCAUUUCUAUGAUGAGUUUUUCAUUUUUAAGUGUCGGUUACAGGCGGGUGUCGUGGCCCAGUAGGUAAGGCCGCCUGUGUGCAUAUUGGAGCCCCAGUUGGAGUUGCAGCUCCUCUGCUUCCUCCAGCUUCUUGCUAAUGCACCUGGGAAGCAGCAGCUGAUGGCUCAAGGAAGUGGGUCUUGGCCAUGACCCAGAUGGAGUUCCUGUCUCCUGGCUUUGGUCUGGCCCAGCUGUAGCUGUUGCAGGCAUCUGGGGAGUGAACCAGCAGAUAGAAGGUUGGCCUGUGUCUGUCUCUACUUUCCAAGUAGAUGAAAAUAAUAAGCUUUUUAAAAGACGUGGUUAAUUGAAGACUGACUCGUGUCCUAACCCGAGUUUUUAACUCAUGCCUGUAUCAACAGAAAGGGUACAAAGAUGUGGCAGACUAGGUGAUUAAUAGUGACCGAUCCAGCUCAGCACCAUGGCAAGCCUCUCAAGUGUCUGCGGAACAUUUUCUUAAGUUGAUCAUAUGAAAGCCACAAAACAAGGGGGCAGAUGACGUUCUGGGAGCGCUGGGAUGCUGGUUUUUAAUCCCGUGUUUACUGCAGGAAACCUAGUUAUUAGAACCAAGUGCCAAAGAGAGAACCUAAGGAACCAGUAGCCAUGGAAAGGAUCGGGAGAGUUAGAAGUCGGUGGGCCCUCGGCGCGGCAGGCCCCGCUGGCGCGGCAGAUGUCAGCAACGCUGGUCAGAGCCAGGAGCCGUGAACACCGUCCAGGUCUCCCACGUGGGUGCAUGAACCCAGUCACUUGAGCGACCACUGCUGCCUGCACGGGCCUGCGUUGGCAGGAAGCUGGACUCAGGAGCCAGAGCUGGGAAUGGAACCCAAGCACUCCGUUGUGGGCUGCAGACGUCUUUGCUGAUUAAAAAAAAAAAAAAAAAAAAGAGAAAAUCUCCAGAAAGCCUUCAUGAAGAAGGGGCGCCAGCAACAUGAUGGAUUCCGAAGCUCAUGAGAAGCGGCCGCCGAUCCUGGCGUCGUCGAAGCCGGACCGGUCGCCGCACCUGGCCGACGUGGGCGAGCUGAAGCACUACCUGUGCGGCUGCUGCGCGGCCUUCAACAACGUGGCCGUCACCUUCCCCAUCCAGAAGGUCCUCUUCCGGCAGCAGCUGUACGGCAUCAAGACGCGCGACGCCGUGCUGCAGCUGCGCCGGGACGGCCUGCGCAACCUGUACCGCGGCAUCCUGCCGCCGCUGCUGCAGAAGACCACCACGCUGGCGCUCAUGUUCGGCCUCUACGAGGACCUGUCCUGCCUGCUGCACAGGCACGUGCGCGCCCCGGAGUUCGCCACCCGCAGCGUGGCGGCCGUGCUGGCGGGCACCACGGAAGCCGUCUUCACCCCGCUGGAGCGAGUGCAGACGCUGCUGCAGGACCACAGGCAUCAUGACAAGUUCACGAACACCUACCAGGCCUUCCGGGCGCUCAGGCGCCACGGCCUCGGGGAGUACUACCGGGGCCUGGUGCCCAUCCUCUUCCGGAACGGAUUCAGCAACGUCCUUUUCUUUGGCCUCCGGGGUCCCAUCAAGGAGCACCUGCCGACCGCCACGACCCACAGCGCGCACCUGGUCAACGACUUCAUCUGCGGGGGCCUGCUGGGCGCCAUGCUGGGCUUCCUGUUUUUCCCCAUCAACGUCGUGAAAACGCGUAUCCAGUCCCAGAUCGGGGGGGAGUUCCAGUCUUUCCCCAAGGUCUUCAAAACCAUCUGGCUGGAGCGGGACAGGAAACUGAUCAACCUCUUCCGGGGCGCCCAUCUGAAUUACCACCGCUCCCUCAUCUCCUGGGGCAUCAUCAACGCCACAUACGAGUUCCUGCUGAAGGUUGUGUGAGGAGGGACACCGCCAGGCCGGGCUGUUCUCCAGCGAGGAUUCGACCUGGCCGCGUUCCCACUGGGCCCACACACAGAUGGGCAUCCAGGCCACCGUGAGUCGUGGACAAACUGUUUUCCUUAAGCAUCGGCAGAAAGAGAAUAAAAGGUUCCACUAGGAAAAUGGCAGGGGUUCUGAUUUGUGUAUCACACCCAGGAGCUUCAGGCUGCCGGCCUGGAAAAGCCUUGCACCUGGACGGGGCCGCCUGGCCGCCGAGCUCGGGCGUCUUCCCCUCGGCAGUCCGCGCGCCUUCUGAAUUGAAGCCCACGUGGGCGUGAGCGGCCAUGGCCCCGGACUUCCUAGCUGACUCUAUCUCUGUUUCUGGAUCCCCUGCCCUCCGGGGCAGUGGGAAAGGGUGGUGUCCUCCUGAACUCGGACGUGCACUUGGCGUGGGGCAGGGAGCGCACCUUCGAGGCACAGAUGUUCCAUGAUAAAGUGUUUGUGUUCAGUUCUGAAACAGCGCCUGUUGGGAUCACACUCUCCAUACUGUUUCUAUGGAGAUGGGAGAAUCGAGCAGCUGACACAAGUUGCUGUUUUGUUUUCUAGCUUUGUAGGUUUUCUGUUGAAUUCUGAACGUGACCUUGAGCCCUCCUGAAAUAACCUUACGUUUGUUUCACUGCCAAAAGACAGGAGGACUUAAAUUUUGUUAGCAGGUGUUCCGUCCUGUUGAGCAAUCGUUACUUGCUUAUAGAUCAAACUGUCCACUCAGUCUCUGAAUUCUUGGUGCCAACUUAGCAGAGUUUUGUCUUUUUUUUCUCCUUGAGUGGUAAUUUGUCCUAUACAAGCGCCUGUUCUCCUAAAACUAUACUUUUGAGAAAUAAACAAGCACUUCCAUGAAAUUUUAUUUUGGAAGUCUGCUAGUGCCCCACAUUUUCCCCCUGGUUUCUGACUGCUGAGGGGGACGUGGGCCACAGGCUCCGAUGGCCUUCGCCCCAUCGUCUUACUUUACUCUUGGACACGGAGACGAGGACUUUGACAUGUUGACAUCCUGUGUCAUCCAAACAGUGAGAGCAGACAGGUACAGAAAGACAUCUGGAAGGUUCUGAGUUCUAGAGGUUGCGUCCUCAUCCCUCACCUAUUGCUCUAUCUGUCAAAGGAAUUAGAAAAUAGUUAAAUAUCCCAAUGAGUAAAGUACAGUGACGCACACGCCAGUGGACUAAGGAGGCCUGCAGGAACAGUGGCUCAGGCACCUCGUGACCCCUCACCCUCUGUAGAGGAGGCGGCUUCUGGCGUCCGCCGUGUCCCAUCGUCCUGGUCGCCACCUGUGAACACGUGUGCGUACUGGCCGGAGUAAGAACCCGGUCUCCACUGCCUGUUGCCUCCAAGUUUCUGUGCAAAGCCCGGCGCUGUUGCCCUCUAAGUGCAGUGAGGAGGAGGAAGGUGCACGGCAGCGGGUGCCAGGCACCUGUCGGUGCCGAGAUGGAGAAAGCAUUUGCUGUCCAGAUCAAGAUGCAAGUGGAAGGGUUUCAGAACAGGACGCCAAAUAAAUGCCAGGAGCCUCUUUUGGCCGCUGCAUAGUCAGGGAUCAGGUUUCAGGCAUGAAUGAAGGUGCCGCUAUCCCUCCUAUGUGUGUGACCCUGGGUGCUCAGCGAGGCAGGGUGAGCUCACCCGGGCUGUAAUCUGGCCCUGGGAAUGCACUCCUGGGGGCUGGUUUUUGUCUUCACACUCCAGGCAGGUGACAGAACGCUAAUCUGAAGCCCUCUGCUGAAAUACACGUGAGGGAAGGCUUCUAAGGAAAACGCUGUCAGGUGCGCGGCGCUGAAAGGUAUUUUUAAUGGUUUUAGCUCAUUGCUUUUAUUUGUCACUCUCUACAGCUUUUGAAGACCAAACUGCAAACACAUCGCCGGGGUUCUGUGUUGUCCUGUAGACUUGGAUAAGUUGACACAGACCUUGUAGCCAGCUGCCUUGCCUGCCCUUGAAGUCAAAAUGUGUUGGGCAUAAGGGAUUCUCAGCGCUGUUUCUAGCUUCCGUGCGGACCAGCACGGUCGGAUGACAAAGGCAGACAUGACGGGAGCCAGCUGCACAGCUUUAGCUUGGCCUUUCUGUUCCGUGCGCGUCACAGCUCCUGCGCACAGGACCCUGUCCCCCAUGUCUGCGGCGUGAGACCUCAGGGCCGCCUCGCAGAGUAAACACAGCCUUCACGUGGUCAUCAGUUAGUGUGUUACCUGUUUCCUUCAUGCUUGGCAACACAGAUGAUGUGUUUUUGUCUAAAUAGUCAAUACCCAUCUUAACUUAUGGUUGCUUAUCUAAUCACUCGCCAGCCAUGGCAAACUGUGCAAUAAGAAUGGCGUAUUCUGGUUCUUAAUGCCUGCGGUGCCCGAGCUCAGGUACAGCAGCAACACUCGGUGUACGGCCCCGCGGCGUGGAAGAGUGGGGAGCAGACGGGCUUGCGGUGGGGCCCGGGGGCUGGCUCAGGGCUGCUGAUUCUGUGCGCCCACACUGGCUCGGCUGGACGAAGCGCCCCAUUUGGGGGUGGAGGGAGGGUGCGGCCUUUGUGUGCAGGUGCCACAGGACUUGGUUUCAUUCUCCUGUUUCCUUAUUGCAAAUACAUGCAUACCGAAGACUUGAAGAGGCAUUCUCCCUGAAUUUGAGGAGGACUUUCCAUUUUCAAUCCUGUCUCUUUGCUUGAUGUUGAAUACUUGCUCGCCUCCGUGGCCCCCACGCGGUGUGUGUGCAUGUGGGUCUGCACACAUCUCUCUGACAGUUUCAUUAUUAAAAGUGACUUCGCACAGAACUGCUGGUCUGACACUUUGAGUCACGUGACCGGAUGACUGGCAUGAAGUCCGCUGGAUGUUUCCGAGUCCACAGCCUCUUUCUGGGGAAUUGUAAUAAAGUUGGUUUUUUAAGUCCA
Lepus europaeus (European hare) is the source of this 5214-nucleotide messenger RNA. It is a transcript of the gene SLC25A51, whose product is annotated as solute carrier family 25 member 51. Lineage: Eukaryota; Metazoa; Chordata; Mammalia; Lagomorpha; Leporidae. The record is from RefSeq and is a predicted model, not a curated record. Bases 1431 to 2324 code for a protein of 297 amino acids. The transcript has 4 exons.